AGGGCCAAUGGAUUGAAACAGGGUUGACUUUGCAGUCAUAUAAAAUGAGAGGACAGAAAUGUAUCAAUUCAGUGUAGUAAGCAACUUGGACAGCAACACGACAUCUACCAUCAGUUGUACUUCACAUCGUGUUUUCUAACUCUAAAAUGAUGACUAACUACGGCGCGAUGCUGCUGUUGGCUGUCGUUACCUUGAUGGCUGGAAAGGCCUGGGGGGGACCGAUGGGAUUGUCUUCUGGGUACUACACCACUCCGGCGCCUUACUACACAACGACGUAUGCAGCCCCCAGCUACUACACCACCAAGGCUCCCGAGUCCUACACAACGAAGAAGGCCGAGUAUUAUACAACAACAUAUGCUACUCCUAGCUACUACACCGAGUCACCUAGCUACUACACGACCAAAGCGCCAGAAUACUACACCACAGCAUCCUACUACAUCACUACAUAUGCUGCUCCGACCUACUACACUGAAGCUCCCAAGUCCUACUCAGCUCCAAGCUACUACACUGAGGCUCCGAAAUACUACACCACUAAGGCGCCGGAGUACUACACAACGGCUUACGCUGCACCAAGUUACUACACCGAAGCCCCCAAGUACUAUGCUGUCCCCAGCUAUACUACUACUACCGCUGCCUACUACACCGAAGCAGAAGCAACCAAGUACUACGUAGCUCCGACUUACUACACUGAAGCCGCUCGGUCUUACUACAGUGAGCCCACUUAUUACACAGAGGCCCCUCAGUAUUACUCCACCCCGUCUUACUACACCGAGCCCAGCUACUACACAACAACAACUUACUCCACCCCAGCUUAUUACCCUGAAGCUGCAAAAUACUACUCGGCACCAAGCUACUACACUAAAGCCCCGGUUUACUCUGCUACAUAUGCCAAACCAAGUUACUACACCGAUGCACCACAAUACUACACUGCCACUUCUUAUUAUACCACUAAGGUCCCCGAGUACUACGCUAUGGAAAAGGCCGAAUACUACCCUUCUACUUAUGCUGCUCCAGUUUACUACACUGAGGCUCCUAAAUAUUCGGCUCCAACUUACUACCAGAACGAGGCUCCGAAGUACUACACCACUAAGGCGCCUGAAUACUACGCGCCUUCUUAUGCUACCCCAAGCUACUACACCGAAUCUCCCGUCUAUUACACUACGACUUACUCCGCUCCCGAGUACUACACCACCAAGGCUCCCGAGUACUACACCACCAAGGCUCCCGAGUACUACACCACCAAGGCUCCCGAGUACUACACCACCAAGGCUCCCGAGUACUACACCACCAAGGCUCCCGAGUACUACACCACCAAGGCUCCCGAGUACUACACCACCAAGGCUCCCGAGUACUACACAGCUCCAAGUUACUACCAAACUGAAGCCCCCAAAUACUACACCACAAAAGCGCCAGAGUACUACACUACCACUUACUCUGCUCCCAGCUACUACACCGAGGCUCCAGCCUACUACACAACAUAUGCAACCCCAUCCUACUACACUGAGCCACCAAAGUACUAUUAAUCGUUAAAAUUGUGUUGUCCAUCUAGCUCGAUGAAGUGUCAAUUAGAUUUUGUUUUAUCAUUGGCGGUCCUCGUUCCCAAUUCAGCAUUUCUUUGAUAUAUAUUUAUGCAUUCACUAUAGUCGCCGCUCCAUACGAAUGGGGUUCUUCAAUGAAAUCUUGAAUACAGAUGUAUAUCGUUACCUAA
Molecule: messenger RNA, 1708 nt
Organism: Daphnia magna
Lineage: Eukaryota; Metazoa; Arthropoda; Branchiopoda; Diplostraca; Daphniidae
Product: extensin-2-like
Exons: 2
Coding region: 147-1523 (458 amino acids)
Source: RefSeq, a predicted model, not a curated record